Molecule: messenger RNA, 666 nt
Organism: Miscanthus lutarioriparius
Lineage: Eukaryota; Viridiplantae; Streptophyta; Magnoliopsida; Poales; Poaceae
Source: the annotation of a GenBank genome assembly
AUGGGCGUAGGGAUAUCGCCGGCGACACACGACAUUGUCCGCAAGCCAAUGCGGGCGUCCGGCACAACCGCCGCAGAUGGCUCUUGCUGCACUGCUCUGUACACCAGCGCGGCUGCUGGCCCCAGAAAGGUGGACAGCGACUGCCUGGCCUCGGUGCCGUCGCAUGCCCAGGAACAUUCUCAGUCCGCCAUGCCGGAGGAUUUGGGCCAAGUGGACUGUGAUCCGGUGGGCACGCAGGAGUCCAGCACCUUGCCUCCACUGGUGGGCGAGUCCUCUGGCAAUCUUGCACAGCAAGAGCAGCAGCAGCAGCAGCACCAGGAAGAAGGUGUUGCUAGUGGCAACGAUGCAGGUGCUGCUUCUCCUGCCCAUACUCCUACUCCGGAGAAGGUGGAGCCCACAGCUCGGAGGUGGGGGAAGAAGUCGACCAAGGGGGUUCAGCGGCUCAAAGUGGCCAAAGAUAAAGUGAUGAAGCCCAAGGUGACCACGCCCAGUACAGUCAAGAAGAAUAAGAAGAAAAUGCCAGAGGAUGGUAAUCAACGUGUUGCUGCUGCCAGGUCUAAUAGUGCAAGACGCAAGUUGGAUUUGGAUUCAUCAGAAUGUAAAACAUGUUUCAGCAGAGCCGAGCUGAUGGGUAACUUGAAGUCCUUGCCAAGAUUCAUGGUUUAA